Messenger RNA from Polypterus senegalus (gray bichir), 1924 nucleotides. It is a transcript of the gene chaf1b, whose product is annotated as chromatin assembly factor 1, subunit B. Bases 102 to 1823 code for a protein of 573 amino acids. The transcript is spliced from 14 exons. Gene Ontology annotation, molecular function: protein binding. Gene Ontology annotation, cellular component: nucleus; CAF-1 complex. Lineage: Eukaryota; Metazoa; Chordata; Cladistia; Polypteriformes; Polypteridae. Gene Ontology annotation, biological process: nucleosome assembly; DNA replication-dependent chromatin assembly. The record is from RefSeq and is a predicted model, not a curated record.
UAAAGUUCAGCGCGCGCGGGAAAAGACAGGAGUACUGCAUAAGAAAGAAGCCAAGGAAGGAGGCAGCUGCAGUACGUUCUGCUGCAUUACAGUGAGACACAAUGAAGGUCAUCACGUGUGAGAUUGCAUGGCAUAAUAAAGAGCCUGUCUACAGCAUUGAUUUCCAGAAUGGUAUAAACAACCAGAUAAACCGGUUGGCUACAGCUGGUGUUGACACAAUCGUACGAAUGUGGCAGGUAGAAAAAGGUCCCGAUGGAAAAGCUAUAGUAGAGUUCCUGUCUAAUUUAACACGCCAUACCAAAGCUGUCAACGUAGUUCGAUUUUCCCCAAAUUCUGAGCUUCUGGCAUCUGGAGGAGAUGAUGCUGUGAUUUUGCUUUGGAAACUUAAUGACAGCAAGGAACCUGAACAGGUGACUUUUCAGGAAGAUGAAGAUGCUCAGCUCAACAAAGAGUCCUGGACAGUAUUUAAAACUCUUAGAGGUCACAUAGAGGAUGUCUAUGACAUUUCUUGGUCAAUUGAUGGCAAUUUCAUGGUGUCUGGUUCAGUGGAUAAUACUGCUAUAAUGUGGGAUGUCAAUAAAGGACAGAAGAUGUCCAUUUUUAAUGACAACAAAAGUUAUGUACAGGGAGUUACUUGGGAUCCACUGGGACAGUACAUUGCUACUCUCAGCUGUGACAGGGUUAUGAGAGUAUACAGCACACAGACCAGGCGAAAGGUAUAUGGUGUGAGUAAAAUAUCUGCUGGGAUAGCAACAGAGGGAGAGGUUAAAAGCUACAGAAUGUUUCAUGAUGACAGCAUGAGAUCUUUUUUCCGUCGACUUACUUUUAGUCCAGAUGGGUCCUUCCUUUUUGCACCAGCUGGGUGUGUUGAAGCAGGAGAAAAUGUCACGAAUACAACAUAUGUUUUUUCAAGGAAAAACUAUAAAAGGCCUAUAGCUCAUUUGCCAUGUCCUGCUAAAGCAACUUUAGCUGUACGAUGCUGCCCUGUGUUUUUUGAACUAAGAAAGUCUACAAACCAAGAUGACUCUGCUCAGAAAAACAGUCUUUUCAACCUUCCAUAUCGAAUGGUUUUUGCUGUUGCCUCUGAGGACUCACUGUUUCUUUAUGAUACACAGCAGUCAUUCCCAUUUGGGUAUAUAUCAAAUAUUCACUAUCAUACACUCAGUGAUGUCACUUGGUCAAGUGAUGGUUCAUUUUUAGCUGUUGCUUCCACUGAUGGAUAUUGCUCCUUUGUGACUUUUGAAGAUGGUGAGUUGGGGACACCCCUGAAGGAGAAACCUGUACUUGAAGUUCAAACUCCAGGAACAGGUUUGGAAAAGAAAAUGAAGAGGGUUCAGAGGACCUCGUCUCCAGUGCCGAAGUCUGUGGACCUAAGUCCUGUAGGAAUAAAAAAUGGAGACUCUGCCACUACCAGCCCAUCUGUAGAAAAGAGCCCAUGUAGUGCAGAAGGGAAGGACUCCAUUGCCACUCCUCAGAAUGCCAAAAUGGCAACUCCAACUCUGAUUCCAGAGGAGAAAAAUACUUUAAAUGUUGCAAGCACAAAAAGUAACCAGCCCCGGAGGAUUAUGUUGAAAACCAUAGAAAGUUGGAGCAAGCAGAACUCUGCCAAUGUACCCACACCUAGGAGAAUAGCUCUUACACCGGUUUCACCAGCAUCAUCCGGCAUGUCUAAUGCCAUGACACCUACAUCUUCAGUGGACAAAGUAAAACAUGAUAGACCUUCCCCUCCUGGAGACAACUUUUGCAAACCACCAGCACCUAAGCGCCCUAAAAAAGAAGACCAUGAGCCUUCACAAGAAACUAAAUCUCCUGAAACCAGAUGAUUUUCCAGAAUUAAAACUGUAAUGGCAUUUUUAUUUUCUUUGCACUUCCUGUAUAGCUUCAUUUUUUGUAUAAUGAUAAAUCAACUUCUUGUACACAAAAA